Molecule: messenger RNA, 8075 nt
Organism: Erpetoichthys calabaricus (reedfish)
Lineage: Eukaryota; Metazoa; Chordata; Cladistia; Polypteriformes; Polypteridae
Exons: 9
Coding region: 661-6234 (1857 amino acids)
Biological process (GO): negative regulation of DNA-templated transcription
Source: RefSeq, a predicted model, not a curated record
UCCGGGUCGGCCCUGCGUCUGCCACCUCCGCGCGCUCUCCCGCAUUUCCACGACGUUUGGGGCGCGUGCAGCUUUAACUGUACGGCCGGGUGGAUGUCCACGCGUUACGCACACCCAGCAGGCAGGUCUCACAUCCUGGCACUUUCUCGUUGUCAAGGCAGCGCUAGAAAGGAAGGCUGGCUGGGGAAGUUGCUGCAGUGUCCUGACAGUAAAAAAAAUGUCCACACGUUCCAAAGUGUCCUGCAAAGUUAGAUUUAACUACCCAGCUUUGAAAAUCUAACACUUCAGGUGGCUUUCAGUGGAAAAAACUUGAGAAAUAUAACAAGAGCUAUGGGUAAGAAUACAUUAUCAUCAUUGCUUAUGUAAGUAAAAGGAGUGAAGAGUGGAGAUGCCAUCCCUAACUGCAACACUCAAAGCAGAGAUGACUCAAAAUAAUAACUUUUGUUAUUAAGCCAUAUGCAUCAGGAUGACAACCUGUGAGAAAAAUAAGAGAUCAAACCUGAAAUGGGAAACAGCUAUGUUGUACGGAGUUUUUUACUUUGUGCUAAUAAUUCAGUGAUGUCUUGAAUUGUUACAAAUAAUUAAGUCACUUUAAAUGAUCAUCUAAAAUUUUUGCAUGGUUUGGAAUAAUUUGUAAAAAGACACAGGAUUACAUAGAAGAUGCAGUGCCUUCAGGAUCAGGAAGGCUUGGUUUACGACAAGGAUCACAGACGCUGUUCUGCCAUGCAGUUUGAUGAUGAAAUUUUAGCGAAGAAACGUGAAUAUUGGCGGAUGAAAAAGAGGGAGCAACGGGCAAAGCUGUCUGCUGCUAAGAGAAGUUCAUAUAAAGUUGGAGAUGAGACAAGGACAAGUAAAAACAUUUUGUCUAGUAUCAAUGCUGAGCAAUAUGUGAACUCUUCAUUUUGCAGUUUUGUUGAAGAUGAUGAUAGUGUGAUGAUUAUAACUUCCCAGGUAGCUAGCAGUUCACAGACUUCAGUGUUAGAUGCAAAUAAUUGCUUGCUGAAUGUAGAUGGCUCAUACUCUGAUGCAGAUGUUAAUCAAGAAUUUGACAAUGCAGUUAAAAAGUUCGGUUGCAUAAGCUAUCCCCUAAAUAGUACUGUAAAUACUGUAACUGAUGUUUACCCUUCCCAUACACAACAUUGCUUGAGGGAAGUCUCCAAUCCAGAAGCACAAAUAUCUACUAUUGAUUUGACAGCUUCCGAGACAGCUGAUCCUCCUGAUGAUAAUCUUUAUGAUGGUCCUGAAAACACUGAUUCCAAUAAUCAGAACUGUGCUUUUAAAAAUUUACACAAUUUUAAAGGCUCUGUUUCAGCUCUUCCAAGUAACACAUGCCCUCAAAGACCAAAUUCAAUUGAUAAAAGCCCAUACCAAGCAAAUAAAAAUUCUGAACUCUUGGCAAGUAAACCCCACCAGGAUCACUUAUCUGACAAAGAUGUUUUUAAGUCUUCUUCCGUUUGUACUGAAGAUUUAGUUUCAGAGUCCCAUUGUUCUGAUGAACAACAGGAAGCUGGUCAUCUCAACAUUUUGCCAUUUUCUCUUUCACAGCCAGCUUCAGUGUCAUCGGCAGUUUCUAAGGAGUCAUACAGAUGCAAAGAGGGACUUUGCUUGCCUCAGCAGAAUCAAAGGUGGUUUCAGAGGUUAAAACUUAAUAAAGUCUUGCCACAUCCAAGCAACAAUAAAGGUUCCUCCAGGCUCGGUAUGAAAGGCAAUACAAAGAGAGAUUUGAAAUUACAGCGUAAUAUAAGCAAAAGUAAAAAUGGCCGUUGGAUGCCACAGGAGACUGGCAACAUUCAUUUAGGUGGAAAAGAACCCAUAGAAAUAAACUGUGUAAAGAAAAGUCAAACUGUUACCUUCAGAGAUGAUUAUCCCAUAUCUCCUCAGUCAGUUGAAUCCCUUUUAGAUGAAUGCUGUGACACAGCUGUGUCCCAUUCAGAUACAAGAGAACAAAUCCCAAAUUCCAUUUACUCUACAACAGAAACAGAAGAUAAGGAUAUAAUUUUGAAUGAAAAUUCAUGUAAUACACAAUCCAUUCAUCUCACAGAUACUGACUCGGACACGCAAAACUGCCAUAAUAAACUUCCUGUUCCGUUAAUGUUAACCACUAGAAUACAAAAACAAAAGCCAAGUUAUAUCCUUGAGGAAAAGAACCCUGUUGCUGUCUCUAGGUAUAACUCUGCUGAUCAUUUUGCUAAUCAAAGACAGGUGGGGAGCUCUACAACAUCUGAAAAUAAAAAACAUAAUGCACCUGGGAGACAAAAAAGAAACCGAUUUUUGAACUCCAGCAAUCUCUGUAUUCAAAAUGUUCUUGACUUGGAGGAGGAGAAGGCAGCCAAGCGUAGAGAAUACUGGCGUAUGAAGAAGCGUGAACAAAGAGCCAAACUUACAGCUGAGGAUAAGGAAAGAAUUAAAAGGAGAGAUGCACAGUUGCAGAAGGCAAAACGCUUACUAUCCAGAGUUGACGGCCAAACAAGUGAAAAAGUCAGCCAGGUUGCAUCUCCUAGGAGCCACAGAUAUAAUGGACGUAGGGAAAGAAUUAUUUCUCAGUCCUAUGCUGUUGUCAGUCAUGUUGACACAAUGCAGAGUUCAGUGGAACCUUCUCACAUUAUUUCACCAAAGCACUCGGUUAAAAAGGAUUUGUCCAGCUCCAGUUUACAGACAGAAGCACAUCCAUUCCCUGCAGCUACAGACAAACUUAAGGAAGGAGAAAAAUUAGCUGGUAACUUUAAAUGUGAUAUUGUUAUGCCUUAUACUCCCUCUGGUGUAAACUCUUCUUGUUCUGAGAGAGGGGCAAGUAAUUUUACAGAAUCAUUACAAGGUAUAGUUGACCCAGUUAAGGAAUCAUUGUCUGGUGAAAGAAAGUCCAAAUAUUACAAAAGACCAGACAGUUUUAGAAAUAAUUUAUCUAAUGUAAGGAAAUCUAUCCCAUCUCAGAUGCAAAAAGUUUCAGUUUUCAAUCCCAGAUUUAAAGAUGGUAAUGCUGAUCGCUGGAAUACUUUUAGAUCCAGGAUUCACAAAAAGUUACUUGACACACAGCGACUAGGCUGGCAGGAAAACCGAAGAAGAAAAAUGGGUACUGUCAACUAUAGAUCAGACCAGGCAAACCACUUUGAGAUAGGCAGGCAGAGUGUGCAGACUCAGAUAGACCAUGAGAAGAUGGCCAAACGCCGAGAGUAUUGGCGUCUAAAGAAACGCGAACAGAGAGCUAAGCUGACUUCGGAAGCAAAGACUAAAACGAAGGACAGAGCAUCACAGUCUCGCAGAGUGAAGAAGUUUCAGCCAAUGCAAGGAGAAAAGUGCAAUGAACUCAAUGAGGUUGUACAGGUACAUACUGCUGAGACCGUGGUUAUUCAGGAUGAUACCUGUGAAGCAAUUGGGGGCUUUAUUAAAGAAGAUGGCACAAUGAAUUCUGUUGGUGAUAUUUCUCUGCAUUCUUCAGCCUAUAGGUCUACAGCAGUUAAUUCAAACACAUGGAGCAGUAACACUCUCAGAAUAAGCAACUCGAAGUCUUCAAAUUCCCUACAAACUCAAAAGUUUGCAUGUUUGCAAGAAAUGAAUGACUUGAUUAAUGGUGAUAAUUCAAGUAAUCAAAUAAGUUUAGACGCUGUCACAACUAAAAGCCCUGCUCAUUUAUUGCCUUUGCAUUCUUCUAAGUCAACAUAUGCAUCUGUUGAUGAUUCUGUUGCUCCUCUUAACUCUCCAAAUGGUCUUAGCCACCGUGAGAAUGAAAGGAAUAGUAGAAGCCGCCAAGACCUCCUGAAAGAACGACGGACCAACAAGCUGGUUAAAAAAUAUGCAAUUAAAAAUCCACCACAGAUAAAUGUUAGCAUAUUUAGAGGUAAUCUUCAAAGAAAUAACACGGGAGUAAAUUUAGAAGAUGAAAGAUUGGCCAGAAAACGAGAAUACUGGCGAUUAAAAAAGAGAGAGCAGAGAGCAAAGCGUGCAGUUCGAGAGAAGAGGUUCAUGCAGUCCAGACAGACUUUAAAGAUGACCAGAUCUUCAAGUACAAUAUCGGGUAUUGCUGUGGGACUUUUACCAGCUGCAGUUGUAAUUGAUGGAACAUUAAUGAGCCGUUUAGAUCAGAGUAAACCUAAUGCAAAAAACAAGUCUAUCGCAGAAGACAAAAUAAUAUCCAGUAAUCUGAUUGAAUCAAAGGAAUCCAGUGAUGUUUGUUUUGUAAAGGAGUUUAAGACACCAUUGUCUCAUUCAACAGAUCUUGCAUCCUCAGUGCAUGUUAACAAAGCAACAGUUCGCAGUAGUGUGGUGGUCCCUUCAUCAAAGAACUCUGCUCUUGUGCUUGUGGAAAGUGAAAAUCCAACAGAUGUUAAUGUUUCAAGUGAUGAAAUCCCACAGAUUCGGCGAUGGAGGCUUAAGGCACAAAGCAUCAAUGAAAAAGGUAUUCUUCCUCGGCAGAGAGAGGGCCAAAAAGGCAGACUGUUGCAGCAGCAACAGAGUCAAGAUAUUUCUCAGUGGAGGAUAACACGGCACAACUUGAAUAAAAGAUAUUUCUGUCGGCAGCCAAGAAUGGUUAGGGCUGGCAGCACAGCAAUUCAGAUUGAUGAGACUACAAGAUUACGUCGACGGGAGUAUUGGAGGGUAAAAAAGAGAGAACAGAGAGCCAAAAAGGCUGCUCUAGAGAGAGAGAUGAGGACAUUUGAAAAUUCUAGAAAGAUGGAGACCAGUAUCCAGGACCAGGAUGUGAACCUGUACAAGAUGGGAAUAGAAUGCACUCCAGUGGAAAUUGGAAAAAAGCAUGGCAAAUAUCGUAAAGGUCUGAAGAGAACUGAAAACAGUGCAGAAGCUUUACAGAUUCCUUCUCCUGUAGCAGCACUGAAUAUUUCAAACUUUGAAGAAGCUGAAUGGGAAGCAGUUAGUGGUUUGAGUUCACUUAAUGAAAAUAUUAAAAAUGCCCAUCUAAAUGAAACUGGUGAGCUGGGAUUCCCUGAGAAAUUACAGAUUGAAAUUAGAAAAAUCUGUGAGACUGCUAAUGAGAUAGGUUCUGCCAACUAUGCAACCCUUCCACAAAUGUAUCCAGAAAACGAAACAGAGAAACCAAAAGUGGUACAUUUUGGCAUUCAGUCAUCUCAGAAAAACCUGUUACCUUGUGGAAUGCCUGCUGAAAACAGAACUUUGUUAGUAGAAAAUCAAAAUGGUGUCCUGGGUGACAAAUCAAGUUCUCAAGCUGUUCAAAAGUGGUGUGUUGGAGUAGAAGAAACUGAAAAGCAUACUGUUGAAUCAAAAAAGAAAGCUGAUGCUCCAGUUACAUUUUAUCAUCAAGAUGGAAAACUUGAGGAAAAUAUACACUUUUAUCAAGGUUCUCACUGGCAAACACAAAAAAUACAGCAAAGUAAGCAAUCCAAUAUCCGACCUAAUAUACUAAGUGGAACUUCCAAAUUAUCAAGGCAACUUGAUGAGGCUACAUUACUGCGACGACGAGAGUAUUGGAGAAUCAAGAAGCAAGAACAAAGAGCCAAAAUAUCUGCAAAAAUGCGAGAACUGAAGAAGCAAACUGAUGGCGGAGCACAGAUAUGGAGUAAUGCCCUGUCAGCCUCAUAUGGCCAGCAUAUAAAGGGAGAAGAUCAAUGGCAAAUACAUAAACCUAAACACAGCAGCAUCACACACAGAACCCAUAUAGAAGAUGUAGACCAAGAUCUUAAGAUGGAAGCACAUAAUGAUAUCAUAGCUCUGAGACUGGAAGAUGAUGAAAUUGGGAAGCUGCAGUAUGCUAAUAUGGGCAUUGAUGGUGAGGAUUGUUUCCAAAAACAUAACUCAUCGGCGUAUUCUGACAUACUGAGUGAUCCAUUCACAAGUGACUGCAUCCCUAGUACAGAAGAUGAAUGGCGUAAUCUGUUUUUAAUGGACUACAAUCCUCAGACAGACUUGCUAGUUUGUAUGGUGUGUGGUGGAUUGCAGCAUCUACAAAGUCUUGAAAGUGUAAAGAACCAUAUUAUUGAGAGUCAUCCUCACUCCCUUCACUUGAAUGCUGAGGAAAGGCAUAGAAUCCUGAUGUCUUGGGAUGAACAGGUUUCGCAGAGGGAACGCUUCUUCCUAUCACAACUGCAACAAGGCAUUACUCUCAAUUCAACAGAAAAAUCCAAUGUUCCUGCAGAGAUUGAAGUUUUUGUCGAGUCAGAAGAACAGCCAAGCAUCAAGAAGCACAAUACUUUAAAGGGCAACAGGAGAAGCAUGGACCCUCAGGGAAGACAAAAAAGAGUCGAUCAUCGAAAGCAUCCUUGAAGAAAACAAGUCAAGAAAUCUUCAUAAUCCCGUUCUCCUUAUUAUUAAUCCUCCUAGGAACAGAACCAUUUGGCCAAUCAAUAAAAAUGGAAAACAUCUAUAUGUUGAUCAAUUUAUUGGAAAGAAGAUCCAAAACUUUUUCUUUUUGAAAUCACUGCCAGAGUGUAGACAGAGUAUGGAGACAGUGGACCUUGAGCAUUGAGAGGAUGUUCAUAACAUUUCAUUAAAUCCCAGACAAGAGCAUUUUACUUCUGUCAGUUAAGCAUCUGGCCUUCCAUUUCACUGAUCAUGAGCUUCAGUGCUCAAGAUGGUGCCUCAUAAUACAGAUUUUCUGCUAGCUACCCUCCUUUUAAGCUUGCAUCUGGGACCACCCAACACAUUAAGAAACGCAUCUUACCUUGUGUACUAUUGGCUACGAUGUGGACUUGUGAAUGAGUGCAGUCAAAUUUGAAAAUUGAUAACUUGUGGCAUCAUUAUUAUAUUUUUGCUUGUAACAGAAAGAGGUCUUAUUUAUGUCAUAUAGAUUCAUUAGCACCUUUCGUUUUUUUUUAUUUGCUUUUUUAUCAUGCACAAUGUAAAUUAUUUUACUUGUCUUAUAAUGGUGUAGAAAAUUACUCCCAAUAGUUGAAGGUAGACUCAUAAAUAUUUGGAAGGUCUGUUUAUUUCUUUUGCUUGGCACUGUGAAAGGAUGGUGAUCCAGCUGUUAGACCUUGGUGGUUCUGGUCAGCCAAAGUGUAUGUUUUGCUGCCUUGUACUAUCCGAGUCCAAGGUGCUCCACUUUAUGAACGUAUUUUCAUGUGCAUAAGGAGCUUUUGUUUUUCGUCAGACAUGAAAUUUUCUUUGUAGAUCCUGCUCAACUACACAUGUUCCUUACUGAGUUUAUUUUGAUAUAUUUUAAACAUUUUUGUUUUAAUUAUAUAACAAUCAUGUCAAAUACUUGAACCUAUGAAUGUUUUUAUAUAGUUUUUUUUUUCUUUACCUGUGAGAAAUAAACUUAAAUCAUUAUAGAAGCACAAAGUUUUGGGUUAUACAGACAGUGAAUACAAAACAUUGAAUGAACACUUAGCAGAUGAAAUUAACUAUAUAUUUUUAUAAAGGUGUACAAAACCAGCAUUAAUAAAAGCUAUAGAUCCUCCCCCACCAUUAAACAAGUCAAGCUUUUAGUUUUCUAUACUGACAACUAUACUUGGCAUUGGCAAAAAAAUGCUGUUUAAUGUUCUUUAGGAAAGGGAGUAAACUGAAAUGAAAAAAUUGGUUUAAGCACUUAACCAAACUGCAUUGGAGUUUUGACUUAGAUAAAAACAAUUGUGUUAAUGAUGGUUACGUACUAACAAGCCAAAAUGUAUGUGCUAGUGUUUGCCUGUUUAAACUUGUACUGUAGACAGCCAUGACAUCACUGACUUGUUGUUCUGGCGUCAGCUUGUUCCUAAGGUUGAAGAGCAUGCUUGAAGACAAUACAUAUGACCUUGUGUUUGAGGUUUAGGACAGAUGUUGAUAAAUAAGUAACUUUUUGAUAAAAAAUUGUAAUCAAUUGGAACAGGCUGGUAAAUCAUCUUCUUAAAUGUGUUAACAAAUUAUUACUAAAACAUUCCAACUGAGAAGCUUUACUUUUCCCAGGUGUACCUACCUCCCCAUGAUCAAUUUUAUUUUGUUCAAAUUUUGACAUCCCACUGUGCUUAUAAAUUCUAAUGCCAUAAUCUUAUUUCAUAAGAAUUCAUUCAUUUUUUGUUAUUUGUAGUAUUUGGAAUAAACUGUAUUUAUUUCAUGAUUAUCUUUCACUUAAAAGUAUUAUUUAUUUACAUAUAUCUAAGCGAAUGGAGGUAAUAAAAGACUGAAAUUGU